Molecule: messenger RNA, 17178 nt
Organism: Lethenteron reissneri (Far Eastern brook lamprey)
Lineage: Eukaryota; Metazoa; Chordata; Hyperoartia; Petromyzontiformes; Petromyzontidae
Product: sodium- and chloride-dependent GABA transporter 3-like
Biological process (GO): nitrogen compound transport; sodium ion transmembrane transport; amino acid transport
Cellular component (GO): cell projection; plasma membrane
Molecular function (GO): gamma-aminobutyric acid:sodium:chloride symporter activity
Source: RefSeq, a predicted model, not a curated record
CACAAGGACCCCCCUUCCACCCCCCCAUCAUUCCAACUCCAUCAGCUCGGGGACCCCCUUCACCAGCCCCCUCUUCGACAAACCCAGGGGGGGGGACCGAUAUCCCCUUCGUUCAUUCCUUCUCUGCAGCUCGUUUCAAAUCCGUCUACCCACCACAACCAGCACCACCACCACGACCCCCUUUCUCUCCACGUAAACCUUUCUUGGAUCGUCCGCGGACCCCCCCAUUUCCUCGCUUUGUUCAAGGAAGCAGGGACCCCCCCCCCCACCACCACCACCGCUCUCCACCCCUUGCCACCCCCUUUGCUCUGCUCGGGAUCUGUGUUGCACGCGCGCGGGCGCGUGCGCGCGCUGCGUCGGGGACCCCCCCUUUUGGAGGAGGUCGCCACGAACCGCGUGGACUGCGCGUCGCUCUGCGUCGACACCUCCGCUCGCCACAGACGCACUCGCGAGCUCACCAUGGCCCCCCAAAAGGGCACCCAGCCCGCGGCCGUCAACGGCAAAUCUGGGGACGGCGCCGCGGGGGGCAGUGGCGUGGUUGUUGCUCCGGGGGGGGUCGCCCAGGGGGGGGACGGCGAGCUCGGCAUGGACCCCUGCGGGGAGGCGGGGGCGCUGGAGCCCCCCGCGAGGAAGUUAAAGGAGCGCGGCCACUGGAACAACAAGGUCGAGUUCGUGCUGUCCGUGGCCGGGGAGAUCAUCGGCCUGGGAAACGUGUGGCGCUUCCCGUACCUGUGCUACAAGAACGGCGGCGGUGCAUUCCUCAUUCCCUACGUGGUGUUCUUCGUGGGAUGUGGGAUCCCCGUCUUCUUCCUGGAGACGGCGCUGGGACAGUUCACGAGCCAGGGCGGCAUCACCUGCUGGAGGAAGAUCUGCCCUCUCUUCGAGGGAAUCGGAUACGCGACCCAGGUGAUCGUGGGCUUCCUCAACAUGUACUACAUCAUCAUUCUCGCCUGGGCCAUCUUCUACCUGUGCUUCGCUAUCACGGGCGGCAUGCAGUGGUCCUCCUGCAACAACGACUGGAACACGGUGAACUGUCAAGAGUUCCGGGUGAACCUGACGCAGGCCAAUGGGACGAUCCUCCUGGGGAAGUCCAACGCCACGUCACCCGUCAUCGAGUUCUGGGAGCGCCGUGUGCUGGGUCUCUCGUCUGGGAUCGAGAAGAUUGGCUCUCUGCGCUGGGAGCUGGCGCUGUGUCUCCUCGCCGCGUGGAUCAUUUGCUACUUCUGCAUCUGGAAGGGAACCAAGUCCACCGGCAAGGUGGUGUACGUGACGGCCACCUUCCCCUACGUGAUGCUCGUGGUGCUGCUGCUGCGCGGGGUCACGCUGCCCGGCGCCUCCGAGGGGGUCAAGUUCUACCUCUACCCCGACCUGAGCCGCCUCUCCGACCCACAGGUGUGGGUUGACGCAGGGACUCAAAUCUUCUUCUCCUACGCCAUCUGCCUGGGAUGCCUCACCGCCUUGGGGAGCUACAACAACUACAACAACAACUGCUACAGGGACUGCGUGAUGCUGUGCUGCCUGAACAGCGGCACGAGCUUCAUCGCUGGCUUCGCCAUCUUCUCCGUGCUCGGCUUCAUGGCACUCGAGCAGGGGGUCAACAUCGCCGAGGUCGCCGAGUCAGGUCCCGGCCUGGCGUUCAUCGCCUACCCGCGUGCUGUCUCCAUGAUGCCCCUCGCCCCGCUCUGGGCGUCGCUCUUCUUCCUCAUGCUCAUAUUCCUGGGCCUCGACAGCCAGUUCGUGUGCGUGGAGAGCCUGGUGACGGCCAUGGUGGACAUGUACCCCAAGACGUUCCGCUUCGGCCGCAGACGCGAGCUGCUCAUCCUGUGCGUGUCCAUCAUCUCCUUCUUCCUGGGCCUCAUCAUGCUCACGGAGGGAGGAAUGUACAUCUUCCAGCUGUUCGACUACUACGCGGCCAGUGGCAUGUGUCUGCUCUUCGUUGCUGUCUUUGAGUCCAUCUGCAUCGGAUGGAUAUACGGAGGGGACAGAUUCUACGACAACAUCGAGGACAUGAUUGGAUACCGGCCAUUCCCUCUCAUUAAGUGGUGCUGGAUGUACGUGACCCCUGGCAUCUGCGCGAGCAUCUUCCUCUUCUCUCUCAUCAAGUACCAACCGCUGACGUACAACAAGACCUACACCUACCCCGACUGGGGCUACGGCAUCGGCUGGAUGCUGGCACUGUCCUCCAUGAUCUGCAUCCCAAUCGGCGGCGGAUACAAGCUGCUCACCACCACAGGCACCUUCAGGGAGCGGCUGCAGAAGCUGGUGACCCCCAGCCCGGACCUGCCGGUGCCGGGCGCCUCCAGGGCCGGCGCCGUGCAGGUGCAGCUGAGCCGCUCGGCCAGCGACUGCGAUGCCAACGGGCGCUGCAACGGGGAGGACGGCACCGCGGCAGCCGCCCCCGACGCCAACGCCGCCGCCGCCAACGCCGCCGGCGCCGCCGGCGCCGCUGGUGCCGCCGGUGCCGCCGUGGCCGCGGCCGUGGCCGUCGGCGGCGGCGCCUGCGCCGACACGGAGAGCCCGCUGUGAGCGGCGGGGGCCCCGGCGGGGGCCCAGGGUGGCGGGGCCCGACUCGGGUCCCCCCGGGGUCAGCGGCUGGAAUGGCGCAAGGUCUGUUUUAAUUCUGGGGGCGGCUGGCCCCCAGAUGUAGCCCCUAGUGAUAGUCCUAGCUCCUAGGUGUAGGCCCCGAGCAGGCUGCCUCCAGCCUGAAGCCCCUAUAACCUUGUCCGUGACUCCCUCGCCUCUCUUAGCCCCCCUGAACUGUAGCCCCCCCUCCCACCCAACCGCGUCCCUGCGUCCCCCACCUUGGUGAUUGUUUGGCACGGUGAGCAGUCGACCCCCCCCCCAGACCGCCCGUCCCAAGCUGUAUUUGUGUGCUCGUGUUUUGUCCUUCACCGUUUAAAAGAUUGGAGGCAGCGGUGGGAAGUCGCUGGGGUUUCCAAUGGGAUGGCAGGGGUAAGGCGGGCCACUCCACGCUCUCUUUCUCUCUCUCCGGCUGAGAGUUGGAAGGGGCUCGCGCGUUCGCCGGCUCCUCCGUCCAUCCGUCCGUAACGACGGGGCGGCGGGGUGGGGGGGCGGUGCCCUCACCCUGGAGGAAGCCGGGCUCGCAUUGCGCAAUGCGUUAUUGCCCCAACGCGCGCGCGCGCACUUGGGAGAGACACGAGCAAAAAGAGCCAGGGAUAAAAGGACAAGUUGCUAAUGUUCAGGUGCGCUUUGUCCUGCCGGCGAACCACCGGCUUCCGAUUAAAUUAUCCGGGCGGUGACGGUGGCCACGUCGCUGCACGUGGCCGCCUGUAGUGACCCAGCGGUGCGAGGAGGCAGCAGCAUCAUCAGCCGGGGCUGGGAGAUCCCCGCACAUACACACACACAGACGUUGUUGCGAAACUCCACUUUCCCGUGGUCGUGGAGGAGGUUGCCAUAUCAUGGCUCGCCAAGAGAAGGCGGCACAGCACAGUUUGGACUCUGCCUGUUUCAUCUGUGUGGAAUAGAGCGUUGCCCCCUUGCACGCGUGGAUUGACCUCUGGGUGCUCCUCCCACGUGGUGUAUAAUAGACAACUGAUACAUUGGCUGAUGACACCUUCGUAUGUGGAGGACCGGCAGGGCUACGGCAAUUGUUGGUAGCGCUGGCUCCUCCCGCGUGGCUGCUAAACUACUCUUCUAAACUUUAUUUAUUUAAGGCUCUCAAGUAAGCUCUAUAGCUCUUAUUCAGAAGCGACCCGGCUCUCAAAAAUUAAUAGCUCAACGAAGUGGCUUAUCAUCAUCGCGUGGAAAUGUAUCGCAGCCAAAUACUCUAAACGCGUGAUGUCGAGCAUCAACGUGGAGGGAAAAACCGGAGGACCCCGAGAAAAAUCCACGCGACCACGGGGAGAGAGAGAGACACGCAAACUCCAAAUAUACAGCAGCAGACGUCACGGUUGGGAUUGAACCCACGACCUCCUGUAUACCAGGCGAGGUAGUUAGCAUAUCGUAGCCACCGUGAUGAUGAUGAGAGAGAGAGAGACACGCAAACUCCAAAUAUACAGCAGCAGGCGUCAGGGUCGGGAUUGAACCCACGACCUCCUGUAUACCAGGCGAGGUAGUUAACAUCUCCUAGCCACUGUGGUUACUGCUGCUGCAGCCUUCCCGCUCCUCAUCUGUGGUUCUUCCUCCUGGUGCAUCUGAGUCUCCCCCCCCCCUCUCUCUACGAGAGCGAAGAGCGAACACCAUGCGGCGGUGGUGGUGGCGAAGCGUUACGAGUGGAGAUGAUCAAUCACAUCAACGCUCGAGUAAGGCAAACACACGUUUGGAAAGCAGAUACACAAUCUAUGGGUGCAUAUGCAGGAUCUCUCCAAACUUGUGUUUAAUUAAAAAGAGGCUUAUUCCAGUAAAGCAAAAACAACAACAACAAAUACCGCUCGGUUUGGAAACCCCAGCGGUUUUAGCGAUGGGAAUCUCGCGCAGGGGACCCCCUUGACGAACAGGGGGGGGGACCCCCUUGGCCCGUUGCGUAUCCCCUUGCUGAUCGGUAACGAAAGCAGGGGGCUAACGGUGAGGUUGCACUUCAUGACGAUCGAGCGAGGGUUAGCGGUGAGCUGAGUGGGGUCGGUGUAGGUGUAAAUACAGGUGUACAUACGGGCACGUGCAAGUCGCACACACAGGCGCGUGUAUGUGUACCUGUGCAGGUCUAUGUGUACCUGUGCAGGUGUAUGUGUACCUGUGCAGGUGUAUGUGUACCUGUGCAGGUGUGCAUAUGGGUACACGCACAGGUCAGUGUAUGUGUACCUGUGCAGGUGUAUGUGUACCUGUGCGUACAGGCGCGUGUAUGGGUACCUGUGCAGGUGUACGUGUACCUGUGCGUACAGGCGCGUGUAUGGGUACCUGUGCAGGUGUACGUGCAGCUGUGCGUACAGGCGCGUGUAUGUGUACCUGUGCAGGUGUGCAUUGGGGUGCACGCACAGGUCAGUGUAUGUGUGCCUGUGCAGGUGUACGUAUCGUUUCUGUGCACACACAGAUGCCCACGUGUGUCGAAGUGUGUGCACAGGUGCCCUACAGGUGCGUGAUGCACCUGUGUAGGUGCCCUACAGAUGUACGAUGCACCUGUACAGGUGCCCUACAGGUGCAUGAUGUGCCUGUACAGGUGCCCUGCAGGUGUGCGAUGCACCUGUACAGGUGCCCUACAGGUGUAUGAUGCACCUUUACAGGUGCCCUACAGGUGCAUGAUGCACCUGUACAGGUGCCCUACAGGUGUAUGAUGCACCUGUGUAGGUGCCCUACAGAUGUACGAUGCACCUGUACAGGUGCCCUACAGGUGCAUGAUGCGCCUGUACAGGUGCCCUGCAGGUGUGCGAUGCACCUGUACAGGUGCCCUACAGGUGUAUGAUGCACCUUUACAGGUGCCCUACAGGUGCAUGAUGCACCUGUACAGGUGCCCUGCAGGUGUGCGAUGCACCUGUACAGGUGCCCUACAGGUGUGCGAUGUACCUGUACAAGUGCCCUACAGGUGUGCGAUGUACCUGUACAGGUGCCCUACAGGUGUGCUAUACACCUGUACACGUUUCAGGUGACCGUGAACACCUGUCGCCGCCACGCGCCGUUCUUUCACCCCUUUUACGAUGUCACCCUGACCCCCUCCUACUUGUCCUAACCCUUAAACCCUUCUCCCCUAGAUCCCCCCUCUCCCCUUCUCCCCAGUGUGGGGAUAUAAGACCCCUGUUUAGGGACCAAACUUAGAAGAACACGACGGCUCACAGUGUGGGUGGAAGGAGGGGGUGGGGAGGUUUAGUCGGGGGGGGAGGCUGGGAGAGGCUUAAGCCUCCCCCCCUCCCAAUUCCUCCCCCUCCUCUUCCCAUUCGCUGGGUUACCGAUCGAAUUCACGCGGAGAAAAUACAAACGGAGUGCUCGGCUUCUUAACCAGGUAAAGCCCAAUGAGCCCGUGAGCCGCCGUUCAGAGACGACCUCGCCACGCGCGAUGACGCCUCCUCGUCGUAGUCACCAAUCGCCGAAGGGGCGGGUAUCGUCAUCGCGUGGCACGGGAAUAAUUUAUAGCGGCAGCCAAAUAAUCUGAGCGCGCGUUGAUUCUCAAUGUGGACGGUUGGGGUUGGGAGCGGGGGGGGGCAACGCCGAACAAUUCACGCGACUGGAGAUAGAGAGAGAGAACGCGGGGACUCCAAACACUGACACGGUACACGCAUAGUCAGGGUCCGGGAUAGAACCCAGGCGAGGGAGACGACAUUUCCUCACUGCCGCAGCUGCCCCUUGGCGAUUGUAUGGAUUGAAAACAGCGCGCUCGCACCCUGCGGACGCCUCCAUGAGUUACCAUCGGCGUAGCCCCCCCCCACUCCCUCCCUCGGUAUGUUCGUUUUACCCACAUUUGAGACGCAAAGAAAAAAGUGGGAUCCUAGUUCUCCUGGUCUCACCAGCAAUGCCCCCUGAGAAGAAUUGAAUUCUCAGCUUCCGCUCUCGGAAUAUCCAAGUGGGAGGGGAAGGGCGCGAGGGGGGGGGGGGCGGCGAUCGUGGCAAUAACCCCCAGCCCACCCCCACCCAGAAAAUUGGUAUUCUAUUGAUAUUGACCAGCGACAAUACAUGUAUCGCCCGUUCGGGUAUGAGUAUUACUAUUAUUGCUAUUAAUGUAGGGCCCUGUUCAUAUCAAACAUCUUGACAUCUCGCGACCGCCGCCCGCCCUCGAGGGGCAGGGGCCCAGGCGCUCGGCCUCGCACCCGCGAGCGGCCGAGGGAUGCUGCGGGAGGCGACGUUUCUUCUGGGCGCAGGUCGCGCUGUUCAUGGCAGGUUCAUGAGAUGACUACGGGUGGAACCCUGUCUCUGAAAUCGGCGGCGCCGGUCCGCGCACGCGUGCAUGCCAGCGAGAGAGAGAGAUCCGAUCGGAGACCCCGCGAGUGAGACCUUUCCCCGCGGCGUGUCCGUCCGCCGUUUUUUAAGUGAUUGUUGUUAUUCAUGAUUGUUUUUAUAUAUGCAUUAUAUAUAGUAGUCGAUGUCGAAUAGCUCCUGUCGUAAUAUUGAUGAUGAUGAUGACGACGAUGUGCGGUAGAUGCGGUAGACUCCUGAACAUUCCUAACUGAAAACAUUCCCACCAUGACGCCACUCGGUGUGACGCCAGGCUGUGUGAUGUCACGUGGUGUGAUGCCAGGCAGUGUGAUGCCAGGCAGUGUGACGCCAGGCUGUGUGAUGCCACGUGGUGUGAUGCCAGGCGGUGUGAUGCUGCUCGGUGUGACAUCACUCAGUAUGAUACCACACGGUGUGACGCCACUCGGUGCAACGCCACGUGGCGUGACGCGAUGAUGCCAGUGCUUUUUGUGAACCCAUCGGGAGCCGCUGCUCUGAAGGCCGGGACCACAUUGUGGGCAAUUUUAGAGCAACCGUUGCCACCCGUUAUCUGAUUGAACGCUGCCAUCAUCCCAGUUGUCCAUCCCAGAGGGGGCAGGAACAGCAGCGGCGAUCAGAUUCGUUCCACGUGCGGGCAACUAGAAUUGUUUGCCGGAUAAUCUGCAGCGGCAACUGUUGCAACUUACGAUUGCCUCCGGCGAUUGCCGUAAAAUUGCCCCUAGUGUAGCGGCGGCCUUGAAAAGCCGGGCCGACGCCUGAGCGAUCAGUUGCGCCAACGCAGUCGCUUAUGUCCGGACGUUUCUGCAACCGGUUGCGAGCGGUUCGUCGACGGUUACGAGCAUUGGGGACCGCCUCCUCGGCUUUCGAGCGACGAUCCGCUCGGAGAUUUCUUAGCGACGCGUUUCCGCCAUCGCUUAAGCGCGGCGCAUUUUGUUCGACCCGUGACGAUCGGUCCCACCGAUCCCGAAACCGGUCAGUUUCCUCGUUGCGCAACCCACUCGCUCGGAUGCUGUGGACAAAGCGGCCACGCAAUGGGUGCAACGGUGGUGUAGUUGCGUGGCGGUGAUAUCGGGAGCGGUUUCGGGUUGCUCAAACAAAUCGCCCGGGCGCGAUCGCGGCAGCUCCACAACCAAUCACACGCGAUACCUCGGUCACAUGUCCUGCAAUCAGGUGACACGAAGUGGGGGAGGGGGGGUGGUGGCAGUGAGGUGACCCCCACGAGAAGAGGUCAAUUGAGACGGGACCAUGGCAACUAAGAGGGCACGGCACCAGUUGUUUACAGCCACAAGCCAGUGGUAAUAACUCCACGUCUCUAUGGCAGGGGGCAAGUCUGUCCGUAGAACAACCAUUGUUUAAUUCCCCAUAAAAUUGUUACCGGCUCUUUGAAGGACAGGGUUGGUGGAUAACGUAGGGAUCUAGCGUGAGACUCCCAAACUUGCGACGGCCGCGAGGUGCCCAGGAGAAUGGGGCAGUAGAGCAAGUCGGUCCGUGGGCCCGUGAGCAGAGCAGACCUUCGAGCAUCAUCUCCUCGUGGGCGUGGCGAGGUUUCCCAACUUUCCUCCUGCUCCGAUAAUCGACGGCCGUUAUUUAAAAUCACAUUGGCCAGGAUUUUUUUUUCUUACCGGACAAGGGAAGGGCAUCACGCGGGGAGAAUCUCCGUUAACGCCGAUCGCAUUUCCCGCAGAGUUCCACAACGGACGAUAAAAUAACGCGCCGUGAGUGAACCCUGGUUGGGAUGCGAGCCCGAGGCCUCCGGGUUGGAAGUACCAAACUCCCGAGUGCUUGAACCACCGCGACACCCAGACAGAUUUUCGGACAAGGGAAUGGGGAGUGGGUAUUUGAGCCUGACUAACUGAAUACUCCCAAACUUCUUAGACUAACUGCUCACUGUUCAAUAUUACAAGGAUAAAUACAAACUAAUUAUAAGAGAGUUUAGUGAGUGGGAAACAAGGUGUUUGCCAUGGUGAACUAUGAGUGCAGGGUGCAUGGCAGAGCCCCUGUGUGGUUCAUAUCUCCGGCUAAUAUUUGACAAAUAUUGAAUUCUAGUCUCAAGAUAACCCAAAUAAACGUUUAGCAAAAGUCCCGGUCAGGUUUAUGUUUAAGCGGGUGAACAGGAUAAAGUAUCAUCGGCACGAGUGAGUGACCUCGGGCCACCUAAAUAUAAAUAAAGUACUCGGAGCAAAUAGCAUCUGCGCGACAUCGCGUGACAUGUGGAGAAUAUUGCAAAAACAAACAAAAUCCUCCACGAAAAAAAAAACAUUAAUUGUUAUUUUUAGCGCGCGUGGGCUCGGCCAGAAUAAUAUUGAGACCGAUAGCAGAGCAAUUACACAAUGAAGUUACGGAAACAUUUCAACAGAUGUAAGAGGCGGGGAGGUGGGGGUGGUGACGGUCGUACCGAUGUGCCAACAGACGAGUGGAGGACACGCCAGUAAAACGCAUCGUCCGAUGCGGCGUGCGCCAAAUAAACAUCACAGACGCUGGCCGCACGAUACGUCUGGGGAGAAAAAUGGUGCUGCGUGUGAUCGUGAUGAUCGUCGGGGAUGGGGUGGCAUCUCGGCUGACAGUAUUACGUGGGGGUUGGGGUGGGGGCAGUGAGGGCUGGGGGCAUUAUCACGCAAGCGGGCACAGCUCAGGAGCGGCAGUGGGGCUGGUGGAGGAGGGACCUUCUUGCUGAUCGAGGUUCCAAGAGGAACUUUCGCGGCCAAGAUUCGACGGGCAGGGCGGCUCGGCCCAGUGCACAGAGACACCGCAGGCAUGGACGGCAGUGACCCGAGUGCAGAGCAAAAGUAUUAGAAACCCAGGUGGUCAAGUAUUCCCUUCCCCCGCCCGCCCUGUAGGGCCCCCAUUAAGUGCAGCGAAGAUGCUUUGCAGUGACGGUUAAAAAUGUCGUUUGCGUGUUUCAAAAGUUGUAGCUGGGCGUAUAAAAUUAGAAACGCAGUGUUCAUGCCAGCUUUGACAGUAUUCUCCCCCCGCCCUCUAGCACCCGAUUAGUGAGGCUAUGAGGACAUUAAUUCGCGGGCCGUGUGACAUGAAGUUGUGGGCCGUGUCUGGCCCCGUGGGUCGUAGGUUUUCCCCGUGCUUGUUCCAGAUGUUUUUGCUUGCUGGUUCCACCCCUCCCCUCCUCCGCCUCGCUCCACUCAUCCUAAAGCCUCUCCUCCGACCCCGAGAGCAACACCGUAGGAGGAGCUGUAACGGCGGAGUUGAGUAAACGAGGUGGUGGAGCUUUGAGCUCAAAGCAUCUCUUUCCCCUUUGCCAAUCGUCGAAUUGGUUCGCGGCGAGCGUCAGCGCGGCCACACGCAGACCCCCCCCCCCCUACCCCAGAUGCCUGCAUUCAAUUAUAUGGGUUCGAUUGGGAUCGAUGUGAAUCGGAGGCCGUUGUUGAAUCGGAGCGAGCGAGCUGGUGGGAACGGGACGCGUUUCUCACGUGCCAGGGCCCUCCUGAAAAAAAAAUGUGCCCGUCAAAACAAAGUUUUUCACUCUAAAUCCUUUAUAUGCGUGGCGGCUAGAGUCCUCUCGUCCUCUGGCUUGAGAUGGCUGCCACCUAUGGGUCAGAUGAUUGCCUGCCACCAUUAAGCAAUUGGUAAUUAAAUCUAGUUUAUUUUUUCCUUAAAAGUGUAAAAUUUUGGGAAAAAAAUUUCACGAAAAGAAAUUGUCACGCACAACGAGCCUGUGUGCAAAAUGUCAGCUCGAUUGGAUCACGGGAAGUGGGUUAAAAAACGACCGAAAGAUUUGCACUGGUCGUAAGCGCGCAAGCAAGCAAGUUAACUUAAUAUAAAGGAUUUAAAAAGAGACCUUGAGACUCGACGAGGCUUUCCUGGGUUAACUCGAGGGCAUUGUUAUCAUUAUUACGAUCAUUGUCAUUGCUGGUUGAUUUCAUUUGCCCCAGUGGUUACACGCGGAGUCUCUUCUGGCGGUAACUAUGUACAGAACCCCCCCACAUUGGUGCGACUGGAUAGGCUCCAUAACGAUAAAUUAUAACGUUGAUCAUUGACAGCCCAGCGUCAGUCCAAUGCUGGAUGAAGGCCAUACUUCACCACGCUGGUCAGUGCGGGUUACAGAAGGGUGGGUGUCGGCUCAAGACCGGUUCAGUUAUCACUGGCCAUGGCCUUGGAAUUGUUACUCGGGGUGGCUGGGUUCCCCGCGCAGCGCGCUAACCGCUGCACCACCGCUCCCCCACCAGGCCAUCGUAUCUGUAACCAUAUGAAUAUUAAUAACAUGUAGUGGGACGAAGAUAUAGAUACCGAUGUUUAAUCACCACCAAUAGCGCGCAGCAGUGGCUAGUGCACUGCACUAUGAUCACGGCGGCCCGAGUUCAAUUCCCGCUCACGGCCAACGCCAGUGGCGAUUAUCUGAACCAAUCGUGGCCCUCCCCUAGGUCGACUCAGCCUCCAAUAAGUACCCGAUAAUGCGGGUUGUAAACAUAAGCUUAUACCUCGUGUUCACUCGGCGCUUGGAUAAGGGGGCUGUAUAUAGGGGCUGACUUGUCGACCUUAAUGGGUGCUCGCUAACACCACAGAGUUCGAUACCCGGCCACGGCUAACAUCAGUGGCGAGUGAUAUACGAACCGGUCCUGGGCAUCCCACCCACCACCACCGCCACCACCCAUCGCCAAACCCGUGCACUGAAAAGCGCGAUGUGAAGUAUGAUCGAACGACCCUCGUGAUCGAUAUGGCAUCGGGAGGCAUUCGUCCAGCAGUGGAUUAACCAAGGUCCGUGAUUCUUCGGUAUAUUGUUGUUAAUGAUAACGUAACAGCCCGUUUAGAACAGAGUUGUUGUUUUUUUUAUCAUGGGAGCCCAGCAAGAGAAACCCUUUUAAAUCGGAUAUAAUCUACGCUUACACUCGCACAGAUCUAUGAAUGUAUCGCGAAGGUAAAAAAUAACCGGUUGGAAUCGGUGAACCGGUGCAGUCUGACAAACGCAAACACCCCUCCGUGUCACCUUUAACAUGCUGCUGGGGCAAGGUGCUGUCAGCGAGCACCUGUUAAAGCCGAGACUGUGAUACACGAGGGGCUGGUGUGGCUCUAAACCCACGUCUGGCUGCCUUUGUCUCCCCAGCGCUCGUGUUCACACACGGGACCAGAUUUAUUUAAGGCUGAGUCUGCCUAACGGAGACCCCAUCUAUUCCUGCUUGACACACACUUGGGCGGUGGCGCAGUGGUUAGCUCACUGCGCUAUGAAUCUGAGUUUGAUCCUCCUAUAGAUCAACUCAGCCUUAAAUCAGUACCUGGUACGGUGCGUAUAACAUCAGCUCUGGGGAUACAAAGACGGCUGGAUAAUGGAUCUUGCCACACCCAACCACGCAUAAGUGCGCCGCGCUGGCCUCCAUAGGUGCCCAAUAACAACAGCAAUUGCACCGAGAGCCUGUGCAGGUUGUACGCGAGACCAUUGCCUUUAUCCAUUCUCACGCGCACUCCGAGUGGCCGUGUCUUUGCUGACCCGUGUGAAUAUUGGUACGAGUAACGACCCCCUCGGUGGGCGAGCUGUGAGUCCCCUUGAUGUACCCCUGUCAGGGGUCCGAUCCAGUUCGAUGCCGAACCCUGGAUCGGGAGAUGCUGGAUGGGAGGGGGGGCGGGGGAUGAGACGGGAGAGUGCGCAGGUGGGAGACACGGGUGGGAUAGGUUGGUGCGCGAGCACAGGUGAAAGCACACAGGUUUGGCACAGAUGAGGUUUGCACAGCUGAGUUCACUUGCUGAGCACACAGGUUAAAGCACAGGUGAGACGUGAAAGCACAAAUGCGCGAAAGCACAGAUACGAGAGCACAGGUGUGAGCAAUCAGGUGCCACAGGUGAGAAAUCACACGGGUGAUAUUUGACAAGGUGAGAAGUGAGAGGCAGGUGAGAUAAACCAAACAGCUGAGGAAUGAUACACAGGUGAGUGGUGAGACACUUGAAACCAGACAGAUGAGAGGUGAGACAUCACACAGGUGAGAUGAUGUGAGACAGCUGAGCCCACAGGUGAGAUGUGAGACAGGUGAGAAUCACGACCCUCUCCCUCCCUACCCUGACCCUAUCCCACACCCAGCUGUGUCGCUGCGUCUCAUGCCUAGCCCCCCCCUCCCCUCCACCUAGCCGCCCCCCCGUACCCCCGUGAUUCUUAUGCCGUUCGUACAACUCGUCGAUGUUGGUCGAUGUUAUUUAUGGUCAUCGUGGUCCGUGAGGUUGUGAAUCCCACUCGUUCAUUCAUCGAUUCGUUCAGCCGUGCACAUGCCCCUUACCCUCCCUGCCCCCAGAGCGAUGUCCCCCCCGCACUCCCCACGUGUGCGUGCGUGAAACCUCGUGGUGUUGUUGAAGCAACGUUACUAUUGUAUUUACUUGUAGAAGUGUUUUAAGCAAUUGGAUAUAUUUGUAUUGACAGUAAUAACUAAUAACCAUAGACCUGUACUACUAUAAUUAUAUUGAUGAUGAUAUUGAUUGUGAUGAUGCUAUUGAUGAGGAUGAUGAUGAUGAUAUAAGAGAAUUAUAUAUGGGGGAAACACAGCGAGACGCGUUUUGCUACGUGUAACACAACAUAACACAUAUAUGCAGGAAUUUGUAUAAUGUUCUAUCAGUUUUAGUUUGUUUCCGAUUAUCUUCCGAUUUUAUAUAUAAAAGAAAAGAAAAUAAUUUCAUAGCAAGUAUAACUUUUUGUUUUUGUUAAUGCGAUUAAUGUUAUUUUUUUCUGAGUAAAAGCUUCUAAGAUGGGGUGGGGGGGGGGGGGGUUAUAUGAUUAUUGCAGACUAUAUGGGCCGGGUUUACAUGUACAAUGACGGGUGAUGUAUGAUCGCGUGACGGCGGUGAUGGGCUGGUGAUGGUGAUGGAGCGAGUGUUGAUGGGUCUCCGCCCCCCCAAAUUCCCGUGAUCUAUUCAACAGUCGAUUAUAAGAUAUAUAUUUUUUGGAACAUUGCCUCUAGUGGCUGGUGGGGGGGGGGGGGUCACGUAAAAUCCACGAUUACGCAGCGUACGCCAAUCGGAAAGCAACCCCCCCCCCCCCACAGCAUUGCUUCUGUGCGGAAAUGCGUGCGUCGUGAUCUUAAUUGGCGACAUUAAUCGAUUAAUCGAUAAUGCGGCAUUAUCUUAACCAUCUACCCAAGAUCCCACUAAAGAUACAUUCACCGAAUUAAUACAAUUAUAAUAAUAAUGAUGAUCGUCAUUUACAGCCGGUGAGAAACGAGGGUCUCCGCUUCCCUGUGACGUGUCGGUCAUAUGGGUGGUUCGACCAUACUUCACCACGCCGGUCAGUGCGGGUUUGGUGAAGAUGAGUCCCUCCACCCAGAUCGGAUAUCAUUCGUUAGCCGUGGCCCCGAUAAAUCGCUAAUUUAAACUCGGCGCGACAGUCGGUGCGCUAACCAUUGCGCCACCGCUCCCCGCGCUCACUGCAUUAGCCCCCCCCUACCUCUGACCUCGCAUCCACACUCGCUCGCCUGACCCCCCCCCCCCCCUUCACACCACGCCCUCCCACCCUCAUUGAAGGGAGCCGGUCCAAUUCCUUGGCUCAAGAUUUGGGAACACUGGGAGGCAACUGGGCUGUAUUUGCGGUUGGAAGACAGAUUCCCUGCUGCAAGCGUACGGGGCCCGUAUUAUUGUUUUUGAAUGCAGCACUUCACGCUGGAGACACACACAUGGAAUGAUCCUAUUUGGUUCUUUCGGUGAAGUCACGUAGUUAGAAAUAAAACACGUUUCGAUCGCUUGUGUUGCGAUCGAAACGUCGUGAUUUAUUUCAUUAUAUUUCUAACUACGUAACUUUAGCGAAAGCACCAAAGAGUAUGGAUUCCUGCAGUCACGAAAGCUUCAAAUCACGUAGAAUAAUAUCAAGACUGCAGCUGCAUUAUUCCUCGCGACCCGUCAUUGCAAACUGUUCAAACGUUUUGGUGUCUCUCUGUCCGCAUUGCUCCAGCCUUCUGCGAGACACUGCGAGUGAAUGCUUGGUGAACAGCUGCCGGUAGCACGGAGAGCGGCGCUGACUGAUCAUUGAAGUUUGAUUUCCGCUCACGGCGAACACCAGUGACGAUUAUCUGAACCGGUCCUGAACCUCCCCUAGGUAGUCUCAACCGUAAAACGAGUACCUGGCGCGGUGUGUAAACCGCGCCACUGGGGAGACAAGGGCGGCCGAGCGUGAUGUUGACCAACCAUAGGGAUCUGUGUCCCACGCACCACACACACGCGCGCGCGCACGUGCGGAACCUGUUAACCAAUCAUCGCGCGCGCAUUUGAACUGUGAACCUUGGUAAACAAUGUGACACCGAAGCCGCGGUGGGCAAAGUGAUGACUUGGGUGUGUCGUCCCAUGAGCCAGAGCGGAAACUUGCACCACCUGAGCGGGAAGGGGCAAUCCUCUUGAUUUGCGCCGAUUUAUUUACACGACCAGCGCCAGUGAAAUUGCUUUAUAAAAACCCAAAGGGGUCGCCACGUAAAUUCACCGGUGCGGUAUUGGCCACAUCGAGAAAAGAUUGUGCCGGCUCCCGUGUUCCCUGGACUUGCCUCGCAAUUCAACGAAUGAUUUGCUGCUGCUGCUGCCUAUGCCUCUGGGACACACAUCUCAACACACUAUGUCAAUAACACUGUGGUCGUAAGAGGAAAUGGGCCUUCUUUAAGUGCAUGUCGUAAAUAAUCCAGGACUGUGGAGACAGCGUCCAGGGUUGAUGGAUCACACAACUGCCUUCCCGCACCACCACCUCGCCAGGGAGGUGGUGGUGCAGCAAGAGGACGAAUCUCCGCCCGUUUCCAUCUGUACGGGGAUCGAGCGUUGCCCCCUCGCGCAAGGCGUGGGUCUUAUCCGGGUGCUCCGCUUUCCUUCCACACGUAUAAUAAGCAACUAAUCUUCAACAACAACAAAAACUCACCGUAGUAGCAGCAACAGGACCCUCCUGAAAAUGAAUCCAACGAAUUGGUGUGGAUUUCUUGCGUAAAUGAUCCUUGUGGCGGUACCCCGGGGUGCCAAAUAAUACAAAAUGGUCGAGUCAAUUAAAUAUUUUAUUUCUGGGACACGUUUUUUUUCCAGGGGUGUACUUAUCUCCGCGACUGGGGUAUUAAUCAAUCCGAAAUCAGUGCUACUCCGCCAUGUUGAAACGCAGCGAGGACGAUUGCGCUGAAACCUUGAACGCUCGUAAUGCACCGUAGUAGUGCAUCGUGUACAGCUCGUCGAGAUGAGUCGAUUGCAGCAUGGCCGACCAUCAACAGACUAAAGAUGACUGCAUCGCGGACAUGAUGCGAGAGCCGGGGUACUAUGGUACCGCCAUGAGGUUCAAAUAAUUAAUCACUUGGCCUACGAAGGAGGUUCAUUGCCCUUUUCAAGGCCGCGCAAUCAAAGCAUUGCGUUAUUGACGAACGUGUCGGAGUUUUGAGUGGUCGGGGCUGUGUUGCUGCCCCGGUUUUGUUCUUGCAGCACGAAGGUCAAACGCAGCCCAAGGGGUCAAACGUUGCCCGAGGGGUCAAACGCAGCCCAAGGGGUCAAACGCUGCCCGAGGGGUCAAACGCAGCCCAAGGGGUCAAACGCUGCCCGAGGGGUCAAACGCAGCCCGAAGGUCAAACGCAGCCCGAAGGUCAAACGCUGCCCGAGGGGUCAAACGCAGCCCGAAGGUCAAACGCAGCCCGCGUGCCUCCCAGUGUCCUCACAGCCCGAGCCGACCGAUACGUGGAAAAUACUUAAGUCUAGUACAUAGUAUAUUAUAUUCGACAUACAGUAUAUAUUAUAACCGUUCGUGUCCUAUACAUUGAAAUACAAAAAACUACAUAUUAUAAAGUAUAAUCGUAGAUGUUAAAUAACGAAUAGUAUAUAUAUUGAAAUGUUUUAAACGCGUAGUGAUGAUGUGGUGGAGGAAUGAUGUGGCGAUGAUGGAAACGUUGGUUGAGUGUGGGUGGAGAAGGAGGUUGGUGGCGGUUGAGAAGGAAGAGGUCGCAAUUAAGAGGUGUUUGUGGUUGAGGAGGUGGUAGGGAAGGAGGAAUAGGUGGUUGUGGUGGUUGUGGUGAUGGUUGGAGGAGUAGGGCAAAGUGGUUGUGAUUGAGGAGUGGAGGAGGAAGUGGUUGAGGAGGUGGAGGACGAGAUUGUUGACGAGGUUGGUGGUGGAGGAGCUUGUUGACCACGUGGUGGAGGUCGUGGUUGGUGUUCGUCUCGUCACGUGCGUCGUUGUGAAUGAAGUGCGCGCGCGCGCGACCGAACCGCGGUGACUUCGUGUUGUGAAUCCCCCCUAACAAAAACCACAACAAUAACAACAACCACCACAGCAGCAACCACCAGCAACAAACACAACAACAACAACAACCAACCCACCCACGAGCGCGGAACACUGAAUCCCGUCCGUGGAAUGACCGAAUGUCCUCGCCUCUCCCGCCGAGGCGACUUCUCCCCGUGUCCGCACUGAACUCAAUAAAGCGAGUCCGCCCACGA